Messenger RNA from Alnus glutinosa, 561 nucleotides. RefSeq lists its product as uncharacterized. Bases 1 to 561 code for a protein of 186 amino acids. NCBI's taxonomy places the organism in Eukaryota, Viridiplantae, Streptophyta, Magnoliopsida, Fagales, Betulaceae. Gene Ontology annotation, biological process: DNA integration. The transcript is spliced from 2 exons. The record is from RefSeq and is a predicted model, not a curated record. Gene Ontology annotation, molecular function: nucleic acid binding.
AUGGACUUUAUUGAAGGGCUACCCACUUCACUUGGAAAGAAUGUGAUCAUGGUAGUAGUUGACCGCCUGAGUAAGUAUGCACACUUCAUCUCUAUUGCUCACCCCUACAUCGCAGGAACAGUGGCGAAGUACUUUCUCGAUCACAUUUUUUGCCUGCAUGGUUUACCAAAAACUAUUGUUAGUGACCGUGAUCUGGAGUUCACUACCACAUUUUGGAAGGAAUUGUUCCGCUUGAGUGGAACCGAACUCUUAAUGAGCACGGGCGUCACCUGCGUACAGGCCGUAGAAGAGGAACUCCAAAGUCGCGAAUUCAUCCUCACCCUCCUCAAAGAGAACUUGCAGGAAGCACAAGCUCAGAUGAAAUUCUUUGCAUAUCAGAAACGAACUAACUGUGAAUUUAAGGUUGGUGACUGGGUGUUCCUCCACUUGCGUCCCAACCGCCAGAUGUUCGUAGCUUUGCGCCGGAAUCUGAAACUGGCACCUUGCUACUACUGCCCCUCUCAGGUGUUGAAGAAGGUGGGAACCGAAGCCUUUACCUUGGAUUUACCCCCAGAAAGCUAG